AUGUUUUUUAAUUUGGUUUUUUUGGUUUUAUCAUUGUUACUAUUCUUUGACUUGAUUUAUUAUUAUUUUUUAUAUUUUUUUUUAAUAGGUCUUGUUUAUUAUUAUAUUGUGAAUAUUAUUAUUUAUGAUUAUUUCUUAUAUUUUUUUGUAGAUAAUAUUUCUUAUUUAUUGGUUAUUUUAUCAUUUUAUAUUAUUAUAUUAAUUAAUAUUUAUUUAUUUAAUUUUGAUGAUAAUAAAAUUAUAUAUUUGUUUAAUUUAUUGGUUUUUUUCUUAUUUUAUUGUUUUUUUGUUAAUAAUUUGAUUUUGAUAUAUGUGUUUUUUGAGGCUUGUUUAUUGCCUUUGAUGAUUGUAAUUUUUUUAAAUGGGUUGACUAUAGAGCGAUUAAAAGCUAGAACAUAUUUGAUACUUUAUACUCUUUUUGGGUCUUUUAUUUUUUUAUUAAUAGUAAUUGUUAUAGAUGUUUCUUUAAAUAUAGUUUUAGUUAAAUUGAAAGCUUUUAAUAUAGAGACUAGCUAUUUAUGAGUUUUAGGGGUUUUUAUUUUUUUAAUUAAAAUACCUAUAUAUGGGGUUCAUAUUUGAUUAACUAAAGCUCAUGUUGAGUCUCCUGUCUACGGGUCUAUAGUUUUAGCUGGGAUUUUAUUAAAGUUAGGAGGAUAUGGUCUUUAUUGUUUAAUAAAUUAUCUUAGAAUUGUGAAAUUUAAAAUUUUGAGAUGUAGUAUUUUAAGAAUUAGAUUAAUAGGGGCUUUAAUAAUUAGUGUAAUUUGUUUACGUCAGAUGGAUGUAAAAUUGAUUAUUGCUUGUUCGUCGGUUAGACAUAUAAGAAUAGUGUUAGGAGGAAUAUUUUCUUUUAGUGAAAUAGGGCUAUGAGGGAGAGUGGGGCUAAUAUACGCACAUGGGCUGUGUUCAAGAGGAAUAUUUUUUUUUAGAAAUAUCUUAUAUGAUCGUUUGUAUACACGAAAUUUAAUUUUUUUUAAAGGUUUAUUUUAUAUUUAUCCUUUUUUAGUUUAUUUAUGAAUUUUAUUUAAUUUAAUUAACAUAGGUUUUCCUCCUUUUAUAAAUUUUUUUUUUGAGUUAAUUUUAGUUUUUAGAAUUAUUAAUAAUAGACUAUUUUUUAUUUUUUUACUGUCAAUUAAUUUAAUAUUAGUUGUAUUUUAUAGUUUAUUGUUAUUUUGUCGGCUAGGGCAUGGGAAUACUUAUUUAUAUCAAUAUAUUAUUAAAAAUUUAAGGUUUUUAGAAUUAAAGAUUUUGAUCUUUCAUCUUUUUUAUUUGUUUUUAUUUUUAAUAAAAAUUAGUUUUAUUAUUUGUUUGGUUUAA
This is a messenger RNA of Galendromus occidentalis (western predatory mite), 1314 nucleotides long. NCBI's taxonomy places the organism in Eukaryota, Metazoa, Arthropoda, Arachnida, Mesostigmata, Phytoseiidae. The record is from the annotation of a RefSeq genome assembly.